CCACUAAACAGAAAGAGCUGCAAUCAUCAUAUGGCACAGUCAAACCUAUCCAAUGUGUCCGCCCACAUUCCAUCACAUCCCUCCCCUACCGACCAAUAAUGCUACUAAAAUAUCCAAUGUCCAGAACCCCUUUCACUAGCUCUCGAUUCUGUUUUCCACUACUGUAUCUGGGCAGAUCAUCGAUCGUCAUCAAAAGAUCAGAGUGUUUUGUACAAUAAUGGCGGAGAAUUCAGGAGCAAAACAAGGGACCGCCUCCCUCUUCUCUCCUUACAAGAUGGGCAAGUUCGACCUCUCUCACAGGGUGGUGCUUGCGCCCAUGACGAGAUGCAGAGCGUUAAAUGGAAUUCCACGGCCAGCGCUUGCGGAGUACUACGCGCAAAGGACAACCAACGGUGGGUUUCUCGUAAGCGAAGGCACUUUGGUCUCCAACACAGCCGCCGGGUUUCCGCAUGUUCCUGGGAUAUACAACGAAGAACAAGUGGAGGCAUGGAAGCAGGUGGUGGAUGCAGUUCACGACAAAGGUGGCAUAAUUUUCUGCCAACUGUGGCAUGUCGGCCGUGCAUCUCAUCAAGUUUAUCAACCUGGCGGGGCCUCACCAAUUUCAUCAACAAACAAACCCAUAUCAAGUAGGUGGAGAAUUCUCAAGCCAGAUGGGUCCUACGGCGCAUACCCGAAGCCUAGAGCCCUGGAAACUUAUGAGAUACUGGAUGUGGUGGAGCAUUAUCGCAAGGCAGCCUUGAAUGCCAUUCGAGCAGGUUUCGACGGAAUUGAGAUUCAUGGGGCGCAUGGGUACCUCAUUGACCAAUUCUUGAAGGAUGGGAUAAAUGACAGAACAGACGAGUAUGGUGGGUCAAUUGCAAAUCGCUGCAGAUUUUUAAUGCAGGUGGUUCAAGCAGUAGUUGCAGCCAUUGGAGCAGAACGAGUUGGCGUCAGAAUUUCACCAGCAAUUGAUCAUCUUGAUGCCACAGACUCUGACCCGCUUGGCCUAGGCUUGGCAGUGAUUGAUAGGCUCAACAAGCUUCAACUAGAACUGGGCUUAAAGCUCACUUAUCUCCAUGUGACUCAGCCUCGAUACACUGCUUAUGGCCAAGCAGAAUCAGGCAGACCCGGCAGUGAAGAAGAGGAAGCUCAGCUGAUGAGGGCCUUGAGAAAAGCUUAUCAUGGAACAUUUAUCUGUAGUGGUGGCUUCACUCUGGAGCUAGGAAUGGAAGCUCUGUCUCAGGACGACGCUGAUUUGGUAUCCUACGGUCGCCUUUUUAUCUCAAACCCCGAUUUGGUCUCGAGGUUUAAGAUCAACGCACCCCUAAAUAAGUAUAUCAGAAAAACUUUCUAUACCCAGGACCCUGUUGUUGGGUACACAGACUACCCAUUUCUGGAAAAGGGACCAUUAUCCCGCCUCUGAUCACGACUCACGAGCUGCAUGCAUGCGUAAGGUCUUAAUUUGCAUAUCUUGUGUUUGUGUUUGAUGAACUUGAUUUUCGUUGUCGAGAAAGCAUAGCUAACUUGUUCAAGUUAUAUAUAUGCAUGUGGAGUGUAAAGCCAUAGAAAUGGCAGCAAAGGCGGAGAUCCCUGGCCUGCCUAAAGAUUACUCUUCACUAA
Messenger RNA from Alnus glutinosa, 1599 nucleotides. Its product is annotated as 12-oxophytodienoate reductase 3. Gene Ontology annotation, molecular function: oxidoreductase activity; FMN binding. The coding region runs from base 218 to 1402 and encodes 394 amino acids. NCBI's taxonomy places the organism in Eukaryota, Viridiplantae, Streptophyta, Magnoliopsida, Fagales, Betulaceae. The record is from RefSeq and is a predicted model, not a curated record. The transcript has 5 exons. Gene Ontology annotation, biological process: jasmonic acid biosynthetic process; oxylipin biosynthetic process. Gene Ontology annotation, cellular component: peroxisome.